UGAAGAUCUUUCAACCUGACGUGAUAAAUAAUUAUUAAUUUAAAAAAAUCCUUUGCAUGUUUUCAUUUGAGACGUAGCAGUACACAUAUGAAAGACUGGCGUACAAGAUGCAUGUCCUAUUGAAAUGUUUCUGGAUUUUCCUACAGAACUUUCUCCAAGUAACACUUUGUCAGGAGUUCAAGAUCCUUCACCAUCCCUUGCAAUUGACCACCCUGGCCGGUGGUAAUGUCUCCAUUCAGUGUGAGCUUUCUCCACCUGUUCAUCCGCCACAACUCAUUAUCUACUGGCAUAGGGGGAAUCCAGAUGGCCAACCGAUGUACCCAAUGAGCCACAACGGAGGUGAUAAGCGAGUGCAGAUCCAAAAUGUAAGCGGAAACUCUGUUUGGUUGUGCUUUGUGGACAUUACUCUGCAAGAUUCUGAUGUUUACUUCUGCAGUUUUCACGUACCCCAAUUAAACAGAAAUUUAUCAAGUCAAGAAAUUCAGCUGAAGGUGCUUGGCGCUCCAACGCAACCAGUUUUGAAAGUGCAAAAUGAUUCCGAUGUCACCAUUCUGACAUGUCAAAGUGGUGGUUUUUUCCCUGAAAACAUUAGUGUUUCUUGGAUAAUUGAUGAUGUGGAGCAACAGGACCCCAGACCCAUUGUGCAGAAGAAUGGGCAAACAUACAGCCUAAGCAGUCUCAGACAUAUUACCAAGGAUGGGGGAAGAGGAAUAAUGAAAGUCUGCUGUCUUGUUGGGCACAUAUCACUAGUGAAACCUUUGGAGAGUGAAAUUAUCAUUCUGGAAACUGAAGAUUCAAGGAAAAGCUACCUUCAAGAAAAGUAUUUCAACUUCUUUGUUCUGUUAUUCGUUGUUUUGCUUGUUGUGGUUCUACUGCUGAUUCGAUGGCGCAGAAUUCGAGUUGCAAAUGGAAGAGAAGAUGGAUUAAAAAACAACAGUUUUCAAACAGCAGACAACCAGGCACCAUCUAGUUUGCUGGAAAAGGGUGUUUGUUAUGCCGAGCUUCUCCACCCAAAUAAAGUGACCGAAGAUGCCAGCCAGCUUUCUACAGAAGCAGGAAGAACUACACCCAUUGUGAGAAGAGCCAAAUGCCAUGCCAGGGUCGGGGAACAGUCCUCGGAGAUAUAUGACACCAUAUGGUCUCAUGUGUGACACCACUGCAGAUGAUCCAGAAACUCUACGGCACCAAGAGGCUUGUCCAGUUUUCCUUUCCAAAACUGUUAUUUAUAGUGAAAAAAAAACCUGCUGUUUGUUUAACAUCAUCUGUAAUACAUUUUAUGUGAUUUUGCAAAAGCUCUAAACUCAUCUUUUUAACAGCAUCCUCUUUGCCAGUUUUUGAUGUGUUUUGAUUGCAUAAGCAGACAGCAACAACAACAACAACAUAGCUUCCUGGAGCCAAAUGGUAUUGUAUCACCUUCUCUUACUUCUUGUGAUCUUCUGAAUAUCAAAGAAGUGCCUACUCUUCAGAAUCCAAAUACGUGUUUGUAACAUCUGACUUGGCAAAGUCACCUUUUACAGUCUGUCCUUUACAGCUCACACCUCCUCCCCCACAUCCCCUGCCACUGUCACUUAUUCCCAUCAGCUUAAAAGAUAAUUUGUUAUCCACACUAUCCAGAUGACCUCUUUGGUUUAUUCAAAAUGUAAAAUAAUCAUGUUAAGGGGGUUUCAGAAUGCUAUUCACUGUAUAUGUUUAGUAAUAUUAAGAGUACUUCUACUUUGCAGCUCCACGGAUCUGGGUUUGAAUCCAUUGUCCAUAUUAAUUGGGGAGUUCAUCUCACAUCAUCAUACUGGACCAAUGUGUAGUCAACUCUUAACUGGUUCAGGUGCUGGUAGGUUGCUUUUCUUUUUAAAUGAGACAAUAGGCCCCAGGAUAGACUGGUGUUUCAUUUCCAGAAUGACUUUUUAGCAUUUGUUUUUACUAGAAUAGGCAUUACCACAACCCUGAAGAGACAAAAGCCUGUAUGAAAGUGGGCAGACAGUUGGCAAAAUGGGAUACACACAGCAAACACGCAUGUCUGUGUAAGAGUGUAGCCAUUAUCGUGAAGGGAAACAGAAUUGUCAUUCUAUUUCAAGUUUUCUCUUAUUUCAUAUUUUUUAUGUACCAAAUCUAACAUUUAAGAUGACCUUCAGAGUCUGAUGUAAAAUAACAUUCUCAACCCCACUUAAUGGAUAAGUUUGGUAUU
Polypterus senegalus (gray bichir) is the source of this 2182-nucleotide messenger RNA. Its product is annotated as tyrosine-protein phosphatase non-receptor type substrate 1-like. Gene Ontology annotation, cellular component: external side of plasma membrane. The record is from RefSeq and is a predicted model, not a curated record. The transcript is spliced from 6 exons. Gene Ontology annotation, biological process: immune response; cellular response to lipopolysaccharide; T cell costimulation. Bases 108 to 1151 code for a protein of 347 amino acids. NCBI's taxonomy places the organism in Eukaryota, Metazoa, Chordata, Cladistia, Polypteriformes, Polypteridae.